AUGGUGCCAAAGACCCAACACGCCCCCCGGCUUCCGGUCGAGAUCAUUGAAAUUAUACUUUCUUAUUUCAAAGACAAUGCAAAAACCCCCUCACAUUUCAUCAACACAGCUGAUCGCGGUUAUCUUAAACAUGUCUCUCUCAAUUCACUCCUGAAAAUGCGCGUCCUUGGCAGGGAAUGGAACAAUACGAUCAUGAGUUUCAUUUUCCGAGAGCUCGACCUCCGAUGGCCAUUCUUAGUCCUAAAUCUUCUGAAAAAACAAAACCAAGCUUUCGUCAAUCCCGGCAUGCAUGGUUUACGUAGGUUGAGUAUUGGGCAUAUAUACUAUGUGCACUGCGGCCAAGUUUUCCCCGGCGACCGUGGUGCUCAGUUUGAUUUACACCCCCAUCGUUUCCCAGCCCCUGUUCUCUACACACCCGACGUUGGCCGGAUCCUUGAUCUUUGUAUCCAUAACUUAACCGAAUUGAAACUCGCGUUCGUUGGUCCAGUCGGGUUUUCUGAAGAGAUGGUGCACGCUGCAACAGCCGCCUCAAACCUCAAGGUGCUUAUCAUUACUUCUACUUUGGCUCGGCGCCAUGAGAAUGGCUCCGAAUCUAUCAUCGCCCGUCGCAUCCAACACGAUUCCGAAACUCUGAUUGCUUUCCUCAACCAGGUACCAUCGCUAGAGUCACUUUCUUUGAAUUUCCUUUCGCUAGAGAGUCUUCACGUCUCCCCUGGGUCGUUACCUAAUUUACAACACCUGUUCUUCGCAGAUGAUGAGUCAAACACCCACGCCAUUGUUAACUUCUGCCGUUUGUACGCGAAAAACUUGAAGCUUUUAGAAUACUCACCCUCUGGCGAUGCAAACGAGGCUGCAUCCGUGGUCUUUGCUCUGUGGGACUCAAUUGAGGCGCUUUCUAUAGACGCAUUUCCUUCUUGCAUCCCACAAACUAUGGCCGUUUACAACUUCUCUCGACUUCGCAUUUUACGAUGUUCUUAUUCCCACAUUUCACCUAUCGAACUUGAAUGGUUGCAAUCCCCUUUCUUUCAAAACAUCGAAAUUUUCAUUACAAAUUAUGCUAAAUCGAAGAAAAACUGGGAAGAAAUUCUGGCUGGAUUCCGAGCAAAUCCCAGCAUCCGACCCACCAAUCUCAAGCACAUCAUUUUCAUAUCAUCCAGUCCCUCUUCUAUUCAUGACUCUGAGCUGGUUCACGCAUUCCAAGAGCAAAGAUUAACUUGUCAUUUCAGGGGCCCAAUGACAUACACUGAGGUUUUAGAAGCAGAAGUUUGGGUUAAGAAUCAAAAUGCUCAAACGUUAACGUUGGCGGAAUAG
Molecule: messenger RNA, 1311 nt
Organism: Melampsora larici-populina 98AG31
Lineage: Eukaryota; Fungi; Basidiomycota; Pucciniomycetes; Pucciniales; Melampsoraceae
Exons: 2
Coding region: 1-1311 (436 amino acids)
Source: RefSeq, a predicted model, not a curated record